Molecule: messenger RNA, 10261 nt
Organism: Coregonus sp. 'balchen'
Lineage: Eukaryota; Metazoa; Chordata; Actinopteri; Salmoniformes; Salmonidae
Source: the annotation of a GenBank genome assembly
CUCACACACACGCACUCCAUUAUCUUGUUGGAUGUGGUCGAUGUUUCGGAGUGUUACCAAGCGGGACAAUGAAAACCGAAAGCAGGCUCGUGCAGUGGAUAUGUUGGCUCACCGUUAUAACAUCGUUUUUCCUGACCGGGUUUAUAAUAGGUGAGUUAUAAUGCCAUUUCAGGCGCUGAUUAUACACAUUUUCAGAAGUUAAAGUUUCCUUUUACUGGCGAAUGAUAGUUGUAGUGGAAUUUUAACCAUUUGUUACUUUUGCAUAUCAUAGUGGAGUUUAUAAUAAUACCAAGUUUAUUAACUAUAAUAUGCAUCUGUCUGGGGCAACGGUUUUAUUUUUUUGGCGCGCGCCGAGAAAGGCAUAUUAUAGUUCGCAAGGCACCUUUUCAAACGUCCGAAGUCGCUGUGUGUUACUAGUAACAGACUGAAUAUGAAAAAGUAGUCUUAACACAGGGUUACAAAAAAAGUGCUUAUUGUCUUGUCAAUGAACACGUUUAGGGGAUUCUGAUGAGUCCACUCCUGAGUGGCGCAGUGGUCUAAGGCACUGCAUCGCAGUGCUAACUGUGCCACUAGAGAUCCUGGUUCGAAUCCAGGCUCUGUCGCAGUCGGCCGCGACCGGGAGACUCAUGGGCGGCGCACAAUUGGCCUAGCGUCGCCCAGGGUAGGGGAGGGAAUGGCCGGCAGGGAUGUAGCUCAGUUGAUAGAGAAUGGCGUUUGCAACGCCAGGGUUGUGAGUUCGAUUCCCACGGGGGGCGAGUAUAAAAAAAAAAAAAUGUAUUCACUAACUGUAAGUCGCUCUGGAUAAGAGCGUCUGCUAAAUGACUAAAAAUGUUAAAAAAAAAUGAUGAGGAAACAACAGAGUACAGUGGUAUAAGCGCACACAAGUGACCAUAUGUGACUAAAUUCCUCAGUCAGCUCUGAGAUGAACUGUGACCUACAUGUAUUUUAGAGUUUGGAAGAGACAGGAAUGCACAAUGAUCCACUUCGUGAAUGUGUGUGUGUGUGUCACACUGUCAGGGUUAUGCCAGAGUCUACUCCUCCACAAGCACAGAUCACAUCUGCUGACCUUUCUACCUUCUCUGUUACUAGCGUCAUAACACAUGACAGACACACACUCACACUAAAAGCUACAUUACUACAGUAUGGUGUUACACAAUAACAAUAUUUAUCUGGCAUGGUACAUUGGACAGUGAAACAGCCCUAGUAAGUAGCCUAUGGGUGAUUCAGGGCCCCUACCUUCAGGCCAUAAGACUAUAGUUAACCCCUGGCUGUCUAUCUGCACAUACCUGCCGUCCACAGGCACCUUAAGACUAUUUGCAUAGACUCUCUGCAUUCCCAGUUCACACACACGCACAUGCACACACACACACACACACACACACACACACACACACACACACACACACAGACAAACACACAUAUACAGUCUCACACACUACUGCUGCCUGUAUUUAUUAUAUACACCACUGUUGCUCCAGUCACUAUUCCCUUUACUACUCGUCUAUAACACUGAAUCAUAUUCACACUAUAUUCUGUACAUUUUAGUUUUUAUUACUUUAUUUUUUUAUUACUUUGUCUACUUUUUGUAUACUUUGUUAUUAUUGACAGUGCUAUUGUGUUAUUAUUGACAGUGUUAUUGUGUUAUUAUUGACAGUGUUAUUGUGUUAUUAUUGACAGCGUUGUUGUGUUAUUAUUGACAGCGUUAUUGUGUUAUUAUUGACAGUGUUAUUGUGUUAUUAUUGACAGCGUUGUUGUGUUAUUAUUGACAGUGUUAUUGUGUUAUUAUUGACAGCGUUAUUGUGUUAUUAUUGACAGUGUUAUUGUGUUAUUAUUGACAGCGUUGUUGUGUUAUUAUUGACAGCGUUAUUGUGUUAUUAUUGACAGUGUUAUUGUGUUAUUAUUGACAGUGUUAUUGUGUUAUUAUUGACAGAGUUAUUGUGUUAUUAUUGACAGUGUUAUUGUGUUAUUAUUGACAGUGUUAUUGUGUUAUUAUUGACAGUGUUAUUGUGUUAUUAUUGACAGUGUUAUUGUGACUGCUGUAGUCUUACUGCUUGUUUAUGAUUUACUGCAAUGUUGAGGACGCUCGUAAGCAUUUCAAUGCACAGUUUCAUUUCAUUGUGUUGUAUCCUGUGCAUAUGAAUAAUACACUUUUAUUUGAUAUACAGGGAGAGUGAUACUGAGUCUGUCUGUCUGUCAUGGUGGGUGCUUUAAGUCUGUCUGUCAGUCAGGGUGGUGUAUUAGUUUAUAUAACAUAACAUGCCUGUGUGUGUGUGUGUGUGUGUGUACCAGGCUGGUUUGCGAGGCCCAGCAGUACAGACACAAGCCAUGAUGAAGGGUCCAGACGUUACCUGAGAGAGUUUCUGGAUGAGAUGCGACCAGAGAACAUCAGAGACCAUCUCAGGUACACAAUACUAGAACCCUGUUCCUCCACUACACACGCAGGUCGGCCUAUUAACACUCAAUCACACUCCCCCUCUCCUCCUCUUCUUACAUUAUUUCUUUCUUUUUUUAUUUAAGGUGGUAGAUCACCUUUAAUAUUGCAGAUAGAUUGUAACUUCCAUCAAUGUAAUUGUCUGCAUCACUUCCAAUACCACAUAUGUUUUUUUUUUUCAAGCAAAUAUAUAUACACAGUAUACAUAUACACAUCCUUUAAAAAAAUAUAUUUCCCUUUAUUACUUUCCUCUUCUUACAUUUUAGUCAUUUAGCAGACACUCUUAUCCAGAGCGACUUACAGUAGUGAGCGCAUACACUUUUACUUUUUCGUACUGGUCCUGCGUGGGAAUCAAACCCACAACCCUGCGCAUGCUCUACCAUCUGAGCCACACGGGACCCCUUCGUCUCUGUAUCUAACACCUCUCUGAGAGAGAUAUGCGAGAGAGAGAGAGAGAGCGAGAGAGUACGAGAGAGAGAGAGCGUAGAGAGAGCUGAGGGAGAGUAGAUGAGAGACUAGCAGUCGAGCUCGCUCUCUCUAGAAGAUGAGCGAGAUCUCUCUAUCCUCUCUCUCUCUCUCUCUCUCUCUAUCUCUCUCUCUACGCUCCUCUCUCUCUCUCUCUCUCUCUCUGCAGGAAGUUCACCCGGUUACCCCACCUGGCCGGUACAGAGCAGAACCUCAGAUUGGCUGAACAGAUAAAAGGGGAGUGGCUAGAGUAUGGUCUGGACUCAGUAGAGAUGGUGCCUUAUGAUGUGCUGCUGUCAUACCCCAACACAUCACAACCCAACUACAUCUCUAUAGUAGACCAGCUGGGCAAUGAGGUACACUCACUCACUCACACACUCACUCACACACUCACUCACUCACUCACUCACUCACUCACUCACUCACUCACUCACGCACUCACACACUCACUCACUCACUCACUCACUCACUCACUCACUCACUCACACACUCACUCACUCACUCACUCACUCACUCACUCACUCACACACUCACUCACUCACUCACUCACUCACUCACACACACACUCACUCACUCACUCACUCACUCACUCACACACUCACUCACUCACUCACUCACUCACACACUCACUCACUCACACACUCACUCACUCACUCACUCACUCACUCACACGCACAUACGUGCACACACGCACAGACAUUUCAUUCUUCAGUCAACAGAUGUUGUUUCUAAUUGAGUGUAUGAUAGGCAGUUCUCAAGGGCUACCUCAGGGAUCUUUUAAUAGGUUAGUUCCAGAGGACAGGUGCUCUCUCUCCCAUGGUACAUUUACAUUUAAGUCAUUUAGCAGACGCUCUUAUCCAGAGCGACUUACAGUUAGUGAGUGCAUACAUUUUUCAUACUGGCCCCCCGUGGGAAACGAACCCACAACCCUGGCGUUGCAAGCGCCAUCCUCUACCAACUGAGCUACAGGAGGCAUUGUUACCAUGGAAACCACAUGGUAGACCAAGGUCCCUUUAGGCUGAUAACUAAUGAAGAGAUAAGGCCAUAGCCAGUGUGUGUGUGAAAGAAAGAGAGAGUGAAAGAGAGAGAUAAGGUGCUGCAAUGUCACAGUGACCAUGUGUACCUGGUUUGGCUAGAAAUCUGCUUCUUGUUUUGUUAUUGACUAUUUCCUAUUGAUUGUUGACUAUUUAGUAUCUGUCUGUGUGUCUGUCUGUCUGAGUGUGUGUGUGUGUGUCUGUCUGUGUGUGUGUCUGUCUGUUUGUUUGUCUGUGUGUGUGUGUUUGUGUGUGUGUCUGUCUCGCUUUGUGUCUGUCUGUCUGCCUGUCUGUCUGUCUUCCAGGUGUUCAACACUUCUCUAUCAGAGCCGGUUCCUGAGGGAUAUGAGAAUGUCUCUGACAUCGUUCCUCCCUAUAGCGCCUUCUCAGCACAGGGACAACCAGUGGUAGGGUACACACACACACCCACACCCACACACACACACACACCCACACCCACACCCACACCCACACCCACACACACACCCACACACACACACACACACACACACACACACCCACACCCACACCCACACCCCCACACACACACACACACACACACACACACACACACACACCCACACACACACACACACACACACCACACACACACACACACACACACACACACACACACACACACACACACACAGAGACCUACUGACUGUGCAUGUUUCCUCAGGGUGACCUGGUUUAUGUGAACUAUGGGCGUACAGAGGACUUCUUCCAGCUGGAGAGAGAGAUGGAGAUUAACGUCACUGGGAAGAUCGUCAUUGUCAGAUAUGGAAAUAUCUUCAGAGGAAACAAGGUCUUUCUCUCUCUCUCUCUCUCUCUCUCUCUCUCUCUCUCUCUCUCUCUCUCUCUCUCUCUCUCUCUCUGUCCCUCUCUCUCUGUCUCUCUCUCUCUCUCUCUCUCUCUCUCUGUCCCUCUCUCCCUCUCUCUCUCUCCCCAUACUCUCUCCCCCUCCCUCUCCCACUCUCAUCCUCUCUCUCUCUCUCUCCAUCCCUCUGUAGGUGAAGAAUGCGAUGCUUCAUGGGGCAAGUGGUAUAAUCAUGUUCUCGGACCCUGCAGAUUACUGCGCCCCAGGAGUUCAGGUACUGUACAUAGAAUAUCAAUGAGUAGAAUAGACAUCCUAUUUAAAACAACAAAGAAAUAUGUGAACUGAGAAACUAUGUCCACUCUACUAUUUGUGAUUCUAUGUGCAGCCAUACCCCGACGGGUGGAACCUUCCAGGCGGAGGGGCACAGAGGGGUAAUGUCCUCAACCUGAACGGAGCAGGAGACCCCCUUACACCAGGGUACCCUGCUAAAGGUGUGUGUGUGUCUGUGUGUGUGUUCUUAUAGAGACAUGUAUGUUUCUGUGAUAAAGGGGGAAUAUAAACAUCCUCUCCCUCUCCUCCAGAAUACACUUACAGGUACAACCUGGAGGAAGGGGUGGGGCUUCCAAAAAUUCCAGUGCAUCCUAUUGGCUAUCAUGAUGCCAUCCAACUACUGAAGUGAGUAUUAUGAUGGCAGCCAAUCAGAGCUCACACACACACAUUUCCUGUGUGUAAUGUAACUUCCUGUAUGAUGUCACCCAUGGCAGGAAUAUGGGAGGAGACAUCCCACCCAAUAACUGGAAGGGAGCGUUGAAUGUGUCCUAUCGGAUUGGACCGGGCUUCACUGACGGCUUCAGUACGCAGUAAGACACAAUACACCUGGCCCUCUGUCCCUCCUUUCAAACCUCUCUCCCUUAGCCCUCUUUCUCCAUCACCAAUCUGUGUCUGUUUCUCUCCCUCUCUCCCUCUCCACCUCCUUUUUUUUGUUGUUGUAUUUUUUACCCCUUUUUCAUGGUUACGAUCUUGUCUCAUCGCUGCAACUCCCCAACGGGCUCGGAAGAGGGGAAGGUUGAGUCAUGCGUCCCACGAAACAUGACCCGCCAAGCCGCGCUUCUUAACACCCGCUUGCUUAACCCGGAAGCAAGCUGCACCAAUGUUUCGGAGGAAACACUGUUCAACUGACGACCGAAGUCAGCCUGCAGGUGCCAGGCCCGCCAUAAGGAGUCACUAGAGCGCGAUGAGUCAAGUAAAGCCCCCCUGGCCAAACCCUCCCCAAACGAUGCUGGCCCAAUUGUGCGCCGCCCUAUGGGACUCCCGGUCACGGCCGGUUGUGACGCAGCCUGGGAUCAAACCAACAGGCUGUAGUGAUGCUGCGAUGCAGUGCCUUGACAGCUGCGCCACUCGGGAGGCCCUCCCCUCUCUCUCUCUAAUUCUCUGAAGUGUUGCCCAGAGCAGUAGAAUAGAGGAUCCUUGUGUGUCCCUGUGAGAGAGAAAUAGACCAACGCACAACGAGUGGGGCUGAGGGAGCCUGCUCCCAGAUCUGUUUGUGCUUUUGCCUACACAAUUGUCGUUGUCAAGACAAACAUGUUCUGCAUGACAAUUUCACAAGGAGUUGGCAAGAGAACAGGAACAGAUUGGCACCAAGGCUAGGGGUGAGGGAGGGGGCUCUCUUUGUUACCAUCAACAACAGUGGAGGAGAAUUGGGGUUACUAAAACAACAACGACGUAGAGUGUCUGUCUCUGUCUCCUCUCUGUGGUUCUCAGGAAGGUGCGUAUGAACAUCCACACCAACAACCAGGUGACCCGGAUAUACAACGUCAUCGGGAAGUUACGAGGGGCCGUGGAGCCAGGUACCACUUCCCACAACCUUCUCUGAAUGUUCUAGUAAGGACCUGUUGACCUGGUUUAUGGAAACAUUGUAUGAGCGUUUGGCCCACAGCCUGUGUAGCCAGGGGACAUGACAUUGGGAGACAAUAGUUCUGUGGCCCAGUGACUAUAUGGAGCUUCCUAUACACAACUCAACACCAAUAACUAUCAUCACUGUUUCAUUUCAAAUACCUGAUCCCUCUCCCCCCUCCUCUCUCCGUUGUUGGCAGACCGCUAUGUGAUCCUGGGGGGCCACCGGGAUGCCUGGGUGUUCGGGGGGAUCGACCCGGUAACGGGAGCUGCCGUGGUGCACGAGAGUGUGAGGAGCGCCGGGAAACUGCUCAGAAAAGGUGUGUGUGUGGGGGGGGAUCAGAUUAACACACACAUGCAUUUAAACACACACACACACACCCACACACACACCCACACACACACACACACACACACACACACACACCACUAUGUACUGAGACAAGUCUUUAUGACUACAGCUGCAUCAUAAAAACAUAAAACAGCAGACACAGGUGUAAUCUGCAUGAAAAACUCUGCAUGCAAGAAUUCUAGAAUGUUCCCAUACUGUAGCAGUCUGGAGAAGUUCUCUGUAUUGUUCUAGAAUGUUCUAUCAGGCCUGUUUCCUUAUAUUAUGUUUGUCUUUGAGAAGUGGUGUGUAUUUUAGAGGUUCAAUGCAUUUGGCCCAGUGUGUUUUCUCUGGACUUUCAGUGUGUGUGUGUGUGUAUGUGCUAUAGGCUGGAGACCCAGGAGGACCAUAGUAUUUGCCAGUUGGGACGCAGAGGAGUUUGGACUGCUGGGAUCAACAGAGUGGGCUGAGGUACUACACACAUUAUGUGAGGUUGUGGCGAGGGAGAAGUGUACUGUAGUGCUCUGUUAACAGAGAGGACUAAACUCUAAUCUAAAUGUCUGUCCUUGACAGGAAAAUGCCAAAGUGCUGCAGGAGAGAGCAGUGGCUUACAUCAAUGCAGACUCAGCGAUAGAGGGUGAGUUUGUGUGUGUGUGUGUGUUGGGGUGGGGUUGGGAAGGUUGUCACAUAUGAAAAUGACACUCAGGUGUGUGUGUGUGUUUCUUUGUGUGUUGCAGGUAUGUACACAUUGAGGAUAGACUGCACUCCCUCCCUCCACAACUUGGUGUACGACAUCACGAAACAGGUAAACUUGAAUCAACUGUCUAUUUCUGGAUUACACUGUGACGUUUCGCUUUCCAGGAAGUAGCCUUGUAGUUUUUGAACUUUUGUACACUUUUUGAAUAGUAUUCAAUGGGCAAAAACAUUUUUUCAGCACAAAACUUCAUAAAAGGCAUCUGGCAGAAGUAAAUUCAUCCACAAACACAAAUGUAAUUUUAUAUAUAUCUUAAAUGACCGUGUUUUCACGAAUUUGAUCAAGCUCAUUCAAAAGAUUAGGGGACAUGAUAUGGAAGUAAAGCAGAAGAGGCGGUUACUUUCACAGGGUACAGACCGACAUUGUUCCCGACUAUACUGAGUGUACAAAACAUUAAAACUGCUCUUUCCAUGACAUAGACUGACCAGGUGAAUCCAGGUAAAAGCUAUGAUCCCUUAUUAAUGUCCACUUCAAUCAGUGUAGAUGAAGGGGAGGAGACAGGCUAAAAGGAUUUUUAAGCCUUGAGACAAUUGAGACAUGGAUUGUGUAUGUGUGCCAUUUAGAAGGUAAAUAGGCCUGUAUUUAUUUAGAAAUGUAAGUGCCUUUGAACGGGGUAUGGUAGUAGGUGCCAGGCGCACCGGUUUGUGUGAAGAACUGCAACGCUGCUGGUUUUUUCACGCUCAACAUUUUCCCGUGUGUAUCAAGAAUGGUCCACCACACAAAGGACAUCUAGCCAACUUGACACAACUGUGGGAAGCAUUGGAGUCAACAUGGGCCAGAAUACCACCUUGUAGACACCUUGUAGAGUCCAUGCCCCGACGAAUUUAGUCUUUUCUGAGGGCUGUUCUAUACAUCUAUAGUCACAUUGAACACCACAAUGGGUAUUGCUGCUACCUACAGGCUCAGAGUGGUCAUAGUAAGUCUUUAACAAAUUACAUGACCCCACACCUGCUGGUGCAUGCCAAUGCAGAAAACAUUAGUUUAUUCCACUCUCCAUCUCUGUGUAGGUGUCAAGUCCAGAAGAGGGAGAGGAGGGGGUGUCUCUGUAUGAGAGCUGGCACAAGCGGGACAACUGGACAGAUGACCGCGAUGCACCCAGGUCAGACCCAUCACCAACCACAAUAGACUUGUCACUCUGAUCACAUAUGCACUUUUAUUGAUUUAUUUUAUUUACAUUUCAGAUUUUUGUCAUUUAGCAGACGCUCUUAUCCAGUCUGACUUAUUUGGUGUAUAUAUUUUUUUUUAUAUGAACCAACCUUUUGUGGUUUUCCCUCUCUCUCUCUCUCUCUCUCUCUCUCUCCCUCUCUCUCUGUAGGAUCAGUAAGCUGGGUUCAGGCAGUGACUUUGAGGCGUAUUUCAUCCGACUGGGCAUCGCAGCAGGCAGGGCCCGAUACACCAAGAACAGGGUGAGGGACAUUGUUCUAGGGGCGGACAGGGGAACCUGGAGACAGGAGCACAUUGCAGAUGUCCUUUUGAUGCAAUACAAUAGCCCACCACCAAUAUGGGGGUUAUCAUUGGGAAUUUGAUGUAGGAAUAAACAUGAAUGUUUUUUCAUGCAAACAAACCUGUGUGUAUUCUACUUUGUAGAAGACAGAGCGGUACAGCAGCUACCCAGUGUAUCACAGUGUGUAUGAGACCUUUGAGUUGGUGGAGAGGUUCUACGACCCUUCCUUCCAGAAGCUCAGAGCCGUAGCUCAGGUCAGGGGAGGCCUCAUCUUCCUAUUGGCUGAUUCCCAGCUCCUCCCCCUGGACGCCAGCCAAUACGCUGGCUCUCUGACAAAGUAUGCCCACACCAUCGCUCAGCUGGGACAGAAACACCCAGAUGCUCUUGUGACAUAUGGGGUAUCAUUCGGUAAGAGAAAACACACACACGUUUACAUACAAAGACACUCAUUCUGAAUCCCCCAUCACCUACAAAGUCUAAUUUGUUUCUGUCCAGAUUCUCUGUUCUCUGCAGUGGAGAACUUCACUGUGGCUGCCAGGGACUUCCAUGAGCGUCUCAACACUCUGGACAGGACAGAGUAAGAGAGUGUGUGUGUGUGUGGUUUCCAGCGUGUCUUCAUAGGUGUGUGUAUUGUUGUGGAAGUGUGUUAACAGGUGUGUCCCCCUACUCUCUCAGCCCUAUACAGGUACGUAUGGUCAAUGACCAGCUAAUGUACCUGGAGAGAGCCUUCGUGGACCCGCUAGGUUUACCUGGCCGACCAUUCUACAGGUGAGACCCACGUAAAGCACAUACUCAGUGUUGUGUAACGUCUUCAUAAUCAGUUUAGAAUCAUAUUUUAUUUUUUUGCCUCAUAUUUUCUCUCACCCUCUUCCCUCUUUUCAGGCAUGUGAUCUUUGCUCCCAGCAGUCAUAAUAAAUAUGCUGGCGAGUCCUUCCCUGGCAUCUAUGAUGCGCUGUUUGACAUCGAGCACGCAGCCAAUCCCAAACAGGCGUGGGAGGAAGUGAGGCGACAGAUCAGCAUCGCUGCGUUUACCGUCCACGCUGCCGCCAUGACACUCACACCCCCUGCCUAACACACACACACACACACACA